This is a messenger RNA of Prorocentrum cordatum, 2394 nucleotides long. NCBI's taxonomy places the organism in Eukaryota, Dinophyceae, Prorocentrales, Prorocentraceae. The record is from the annotation of a GenBank genome assembly.
GCGGGCCGCGCCCAGUCGCCGCCACCGGGCCGCGGCCAGUUUUCGCCCCUGGCCCGCGCCCAAUCGUCGCCGCUGUCCGGGGUUCGCCAGGCAGCGGCGGGGUGGCGGCCGGCGCUGCCCGGCGUGCUGCCGCAGGGCGUUGCCCCCCGCGCCGGCGCGGCGGAUCCCCAGGAUGACGCUUUUCUGGCGAGGGAGGAACUCGCAGUGUAUAGCGACAUGUUUGAGGAGGUGAUCAAGAGCGACUUGCAGUUUGGGCAAUUGCUGCGCAAGGUGAAGGACGUGUAUGACAGGUCCUUGCAGCGGGCGCCGCUGGCCGACCGCUCCCGCACUGGGGACGCCGCGGGCGUCCCUGCCCCGCCGUGCGGGCGCUGCCCUGGGCUGCUGGAGGAGAACAGCCGCCUGCAGGCAGAGGUGGAUCGGCUGGCAGCCCUGCUGGCUGCCCCGGGCUUCGGCGCGGCCCCGCCCGCGCCCACGCUCGCCGCGGCUCCGCCGCGCUCCGCCCCGGGGCCCUCCGGGUUCCACCGCGAGCGGCUCGGCGGCUGGGCGGCGCCGCCGAGCUGGGCGGGGCCUCCGCUCGGCGGAGAGGCUGAGGCUGCGCCUGCUGCGGCUGGGCUGGUGGAGCCGUCGGGCAGUUUGCGCUCGUCUGGGCCAGCAGUUGCUUGCGCCAUCGCACUGGACUCCGUGGGCUCCCCAGAGGCGACGCCCACGCCCCUGGCGCCAGGGCGUUGCCUCGCUGGUCCUGGGUCGUCGUGGGCGCCUUCGGAGCCGCCACCUUGCCACCAGGCGGCGGCCGAGGGAUUGGUGGCUUCAGGAGGCUCCGCGGUGGCCAGCGCCUGCGCGUCUGAAAACUGGCAGAUGCACACCUUCCAGUUCGCAGGUGCACACUCGAAGUCGCUGUCAGCUCGUUCGGACGGCUCGCCAGGAUCUGCUAGCAGCGAAACUUUUCUGCCACAGAGGCAGGCCUUCGGCCGCCUUGGAAGACCAGCGUCCGUGCCCGAGCUGAACCUCACCGUCGUCGCUGAGGCGGCCUUGGAAGGCCACCAGGAUGGAGACGCUAGUCCCAAUCGCGCGGUCGACUUCGGAGUGGCAGAGCAAUACCAUGGCAGCUUGUCCACGCCGUCGCCUGCACAGGUCCUCUCCGACGCCCUCGCCGGCCUUGUGUCGGCACCCACGGCUGUCGCUGAAGAAGCCCUCGAAGCCGCUGGGCCCCCACUCCGCUGCCCUGGCGCCGCGGCGGCCCAGGCAGACGGCGUCCCGCCGUGCGGCCUAGACGAGCCCAUCGCACUGGCGGCCCCUGGCUGCACUGCCGAGGACCGCGGCGGGUCGCGCGACGACGAGCUGGCCUGCAGCAGGCCCAGCUGGGACCAGUGGCGCAGCUCGCCUGGCCCGCUGCUGCAGGCGUGGUCGCCAGACGCCUGCGGCGGCUUGGGCGCGAUGGUGGGCCGCGUCCCCGCGGCGCUGCCGCUUGGACCAGCGGAGGAGGAGCACUGCCUGGCCAGCUUUGGGGCCGAGGCAGCGAGCCGAGAGGCGCCCCCCGAGCCGCGGCACCCGACGCCGCCCGCGGCAGAGGACCUCGCGGAGGUCCUCCGCCCGCACCUGGCGACGCCCCCGCCCGGCGAUGCUCCGAGUGGGCUCUUCGGCAGGCUCGGCUUCAUGGAGGCGCCGCAGCAGCAGUCGGUGACACCACCGCUGGGGGCCACGGAGGGGGCCCCGAGCCCGCCCACGGCGCCUUUCCUAGGCGGAGGGCUCGACGUGGGCGGCCACGGGGGGCAGCUGGGUAGGCGACCUGCGCCUCGGUGGCCCGAGGGGCAGGAGGGCGCUGCCGCGGGCCAUGGAGUCUGGGCAGGGCUGCCGCGGCACGCGGGGAUGUCGCUGCCCAUGGCGGAGAACCCUCUCGAGUGGAUGGCCGAUGGCGGUGCUUCAGGCCGGGACCCAACGCCCGACGCUCGCUGGCGCGGGCGCUCGCCGGCGUCCCCCUGUGGCACGCCAGAGGCACGCCGCUCCGCGGGCGGCGGGGGCUGGUCCGCGGGCCGGCUCGGCUGCGCGGAGGUCGUGUCGACGCUGGCGCAGACCGACGGCACUGUUGGGACAGGCGCCCAGGGAGCCAGCGAUCAAGGAUUGCCGUCAGCGGCUGCUGGGACUUUCGAGGCCGUGGCCGUGCCGAGCCUGAACUUGUCCUGGCUCGGCGCGGAGCCGCACGCAGGCAUGAGUCCGCAGUUCCUGGGGACGGCGAAGAUUUCGACGCCCUUGCGCGACGGCUCAACGCCUUCGACUGGUGCGUCAUCCACCCCUCCACGGCCCCACGGCUGUCAGCCGCUGUCGUUGUCGCCCGGCCUCGACGGGCCUCUGCAGCACUUCGCCGGGCUCUCGCGCGGCGUCCUGGCCGACCCCUGA